This is a messenger RNA of Neodiprion fabricii, 1562 nucleotides long. RefSeq names its product mitochondrial GTPase 1. Lineage: Eukaryota; Metazoa; Arthropoda; Insecta; Hymenoptera; Diprionidae. The transcript has a single exon. Bases 1 to 1008 code for a protein of 335 amino acids. Gene Ontology annotation, cellular component: mitochondrion. Gene Ontology annotation, molecular function: GTP binding; GTPase activity. The record is from RefSeq and is a predicted model, not a curated record.
AUGUCUGGUAUAGGAGGUAAAGUAGUCCCAAAAUUUCGCGACGUGUUUCGAAUUCCGGACAAAGAGGUACUGCACUGGUUCCCUGGGCACAUGGGCAAAGGCCUAAAGCAAAUGCAAAAGCAAUUGGCAAUGGUUGAUUGUGUAAUAGAAGUACACGACGCUCGGAUACCGAUAUCGGGAAGAAACCCAAACUUUAGACAUACGGUUACCGGUUUGAAGCCGCAUAUAUUUGUUUUAAACAAAAAAGACUUGGCUGAUAGUAGCUACCAAGAUGCAGCGACAAAUUAUCUGCAGCAAGAGGGAUUCACUAAUAUAAUUUACACUAACUUUAAAGACCAAAAAUGUGAGGGAUUGAAAAAAAUUUUACCUUUGGCAACAAGUUUGAUAAAAGAUUCAAAUCGCUACAAUCGAACAAACAAAGAAGAUUAUGCAUUAAUGGUUAUUGGUGUGCCAAAUGUGGGAAAGUCGUCACUGAUUAACCGCCUGAGAAACAGAUACCUCCGUAAAUCGAACGCUACUAGUGUUGGUGCAAUAGCCGGUAUAACUCGAUCAGUAUUGACAAAAAUUAGAAUUAGCAAUAAUCCAUCCGUAUUUCUAUUAGAUACACCUGGCGUUUUAACACCUAAUGUGCCGAAUGCAGAAGCUGGUUUGAAAUUGGGUUUAGUGAGCUGUUUGAAGGAUCACUUAGUCGGACCAGAAAUAAUGGCUGAUUAUUUACUAUACUGGUUGAAUAAACAAAACAAAUUCGACUAUGUUGAAAAAUUAGGGAUACCAGAAGCAUGCGAUAACAUAAUGGAAGUCCUUUUAUUAACUGCAACAAAAUUAGGAAAAAAGAAAAAAUUUAAAAACUGGGAUGGUCAGAUUCUUAUAAAACCUGACACACAUGCAGCUGCUGAAUAUUUUUUAAAAACGUUCAGAAUCGGCGAACUUGGUCCUAUAUGUUUAGAUGCAGAUCUCCUUACAAAUUCAGAGUCACAGAACUUAGUAAAUUCUACAGGAAUACCAUAAAAAUACCAUAGUACUUUGAAUAUGCAAGAAAUUCAGUUACGAACAUAGAGCCUUACAGAAAAUGAGGAAAGUACUCCAUUGUGUUGAAGUUUCGCUGCCCAUAUAUCUUGCAAACACUGUCUCUUACAACAAAACUACUCGGAUCAGGAAAUAAAUGUGAGAACCGUAAAUCCGAGUGGUUUUCCCCCUAGACAAUCACUUCAGCGAGAACUUUUCGUCAAACGACAGUUGACUUCGGCGCCAUAAAUAUUUCAGGCUCGGCUAGGUGUAAAAAAUCGCGAAUGAAUCUGCUAAUCACAAAACUUUUUAUUUCUAUUUCCUUAAUCAAUGAGGCGAAACAAAGUUAUUCGAUUCGUAUGUAAUUAAUAAACGCACCUCUAUCAUAUUGAAUCAAUGACAGGCAAUAGAUAGGGUCUGACAAUAAAUCAUGGCUUUCAUAAUGGGAAAUAAAUUCAUAAAUCUUGAAGCCUAAGUGUAAUAUAAUUACUUUUUAAGUGGGUCUUUCCUCGUGUUGUGUACAUAAUGUGAAUAAAUGGAUCUUCACGCCACAAAAA